Messenger RNA from Paramecium sonneborni, 671 nucleotides. The record is from the annotation of a GenBank genome assembly. NCBI's taxonomy places the organism in Eukaryota, Ciliophora, Oligohymenophorea, Peniculida, Parameciidae.
AUGUAAAGAUCAUUUCCUGCUUAAUCUUAACCUGUUUUAAAAAGAAAAAGUAAAAUAAGUGAGUUAGAAGAGGUUAUUUGAUUAUUUGAAACUAGAAUUUAUUUUCCAAGUUGGAUAAUCUCUUUGUUGAUUAACCAAAAUAAGAAUAAAUUUAAACAUUAUAACCAAAAGUUGAUUUAUUAGAAUAAGCAAAAUAAAGAAUUUAAUAAAAAAAAGAAAUAAAUCCAUCAUUUUUUGAAGAGGGAAGAAAGAAAUUGGAUGCUUAAAAAAAGAAAGAUACUUUUUUAAUUACAGCAGUUAAUUCUAUACCAUAAAAAUAAUAUAAAAAAUAGAGUCAUACACAAGAAUAUUAAAAAUAAGAAACAGAUUGUAAUAAUAUGCUUAAAGAUUUAAUUGCUUAAGAAGAAAGACCUUAUGAUGAUUUAGCUGAAUUAAGAAGGAUGAUUGCUUAAACAGAAUAAUGUAUGGUAGAAUAUGUUGAUGAUAUGUAUAAAAAAUAUUAUUAAUUAAUUAGGCAUAAAUUAAAUAAAAAUGUUGUAAAAUAUAAUAAUGAGGCAAGAAAAAUUGGAAUGGGAGUUGAUGAUAAAUUGUUUGAUUUUGUAGAUCAUAAAUGCAAUAAAUAUUUAAUCAAGUCUAAAACUACUACCGUUAUAAAAGAUAAGAAAUAUUGA